Messenger RNA from Priapulus caudatus, 326 nucleotides. RefSeq names its product baculoviral IAP repeat-containing protein 6-like. Lineage: Eukaryota; Metazoa; Priapulida; Priapulimorpha; Priapulimorphida; Priapulidae. The transcript has 2 exons. The record is from RefSeq and is a predicted model, not a curated record. The annotation marks the transcript as partial.
GUACUAUAACGUCUAGUAGUCCCACGUCGGGACUGUAUGAGUACGUCCGCAGGCUGACAGCCCCGCCGCACCGCCGCGCUCGCUCAGCCGCGUGGUCCUAUCACUUCUACCCUGACGAGGCGUGGGUUGACCUCACCGUGACCUUUCCGUGUCCGCUGCUGGUGAAGGAGGUUCAGAUACAGCCACACCUGACAUCGCUGGCCACGUGUCCGGCGUUCGUCUCGCUGGAGAUUAGCUGUGAUGGCGCCACCAUGCUUCCUGUCUGUCAGCCGAUAUCGACGGCCAGCCUCACGUUCAUCCGGCUGCAGCUUCAUCGUCCGGAGAUU